AUGAGCGCCCUCACCGGUAGACCAAUGGCCCCCAUCACGGGUGAAGUGAAUGAUCAGCAUAAAGUUCUAUUCCACUUGCCCUCUGCCAUUGCUUCGCAGAAACCUAUGUUGAUGUCAUACACUGCAUCCAUUUUAAGUACAACGGUCGGGUUUCCAUUGGACAGUUUAAAGACCCGAAUGCAAACUCAUUCGUUCAACAGUGCAUUUCAAUGUUUCCUGUACACCAUAAAGUCUGAAGGUUACAGAGGAUUGUUCCGAGGAAUAGCGGCCCCUUUGGUUAGCACUUCAUUUUCUAAAUCUUUGGGUGUCUCCAUUUACAUAUUCUUCAAAACGCCUGUAACUGAAAUCAGAGACAGAUAUCUAGCAUACACCAAACUCAAAGUUGACGAAUACCCUCAGAGAAAUUCCAUACUGAAUAAUAUUCCUACUUCACUGUUUGCAGGGUUCCUAUCAGGAUCGCUGGUAUCACUGUUUGCAUGUCCCUUUGAAUUCACCAAGCUUUUUUCUCAGAUCCAAAUACUCGUUACCAAGUCCACUGCUUCAGCACAUAAUUCUGCACAAGCUGCUCCCAAGUCAACGCUGAGAGUAGCUAGGGAUAUCGUUGCCACAGAUGGUCUGAAAGGUCUUUACUCUGGGUACAGAUAUCAUCUGAUGCGAGAUUCAACUAGUACGGCACUUUUUUUCACAAUUUAUGAGACAUUCAAAAUGGCACUCGGGGCCAUAUCACCGGAUGAUGGUUAUGUUCAGGGGUCGUCUAUUCCAAGUGCCCCCAUAGUUAUAAUUAUUUCUGGAGCUCUUUCUGGUGUUUUCACAUGGGCCACGGUAUUUCCUAUUGAUACUGUCAAGGCAAUGUAUCAGAAAGAUAUUGUUGCCAAUAUACUCAGAAAGAGAAAUGGAGAAGAGAGACUUCCUUUGAAGAAGGUCAAAAUUCAAUUGUUUAACAGAAGAAUGUAUCGGGGACUUGGCCCAUCCGUUACCAGAUCCAUCAUAGGUACAGUGGUUUUUUUUAGUGCGUUUGAGUACUUGAUGGCCAAUGUCGCAUAG
Messenger RNA from Komagataella phaffii GS115, 1044 nucleotides. Its product is annotated as Ornithine transporter of the mitochondrial inner membrane. Gene Ontology annotation, biological process: transport. The record is from RefSeq and is a predicted model, not a curated record. The transcript has a single exon. Gene Ontology annotation, molecular function: transmembrane transporter activity. NCBI's taxonomy places the organism in Eukaryota, Fungi, Ascomycota, Pichiomycetes, Pichiales, Pichiaceae. The coding region runs from base 1 to 1044 and encodes 347 amino acids.